Molecule: messenger RNA, 1146 nt
Organism: Coffea eugenioides
Lineage: Eukaryota; Viridiplantae; Streptophyta; Magnoliopsida; Gentianales; Rubiaceae
Product: probable fructokinase-7
Exons: 7
Coding region: 1-1146 (381 amino acids)
Biological process (GO): fructose metabolic process
Cellular component (GO): cytosol
Molecular function (GO): fructokinase activity
Source: RefSeq, a predicted model, not a curated record
AUGGAUCGAUCUAACAAGGAGAUGAAACCGGGAUGUUGUUUCCCGGUGCGCCUGGAUCGGUCCAUGAGGCGCAGCUUCAAAUUUUCCAGGAGCUCUUCCUCUGAUAAAUUGAUUAAAGGUUCACCAAAGACUGGUGAUACACCAAAAUCGUGCUCAGGGGCACCAGUCAAGUCGCCCGGGCUGGUGGCAUGCUUUGGGGAACUGUUGAUUGAUUUUGUGCCAACAGUUUCUGGAGUCUCACUGGCUGAAGCACCAGGUUUCAAGAAAGCUCCAGGUGGGGCUCCUGCUAAUGUUGCUGUGGGAAUUGCAAGGCUUGGAGGCUCCUCUGCUUUCAUUGGCAAGGUGGGGCAAGACGAAUUUGGUUAUAUGCUGUCUAAUAUUCUGAAGGAGAAUAAUGUGGACAACUCUGGCAUGAGAUUCGACUCACACGCAAGAACUGCGUUGGCCUUUGUCACCUUAAGGGCUGAUGGCGAGCGGGAAUUCAUGUUCUUCCGCAAUCCAAGCGCUGACAUGCUUCUCACUGAAGCAGAACUCGACAAAGAUCUCAUCAGAAAGUCCUGCAUUUUUCACUACGGCUCGAUCAGUUUGAUUGAGGAACCAUGUAGAUCAACUCAUCUUGCAGCUUUGAAAGUAGCCAAAGAGGCAGGUUGCAUUCUCUCUUAUGACCCAAAUCUUAGGUUGCCCCUAUGGCCAUCAGCUGAGGCUGCUAGACAAGGCAUCAUGAGCAUAUGGGAUCAAGCUGAUGUUAUUAAGAUAAGUGAGGAAGAAAUCACAUUCUUGACUGGAGGAGAUGAUGCUUACGAUGACAAUGUGGUGUUUAAAAAGCUUUACCAUCCAAAUCUUAAGCUUUUGCUUGUUACUGAAGGGCCAGAAGGCUGCCGAUACUACACCAAGGAAUUUCAUGGAAGAGUUCAUGGUGUAAAAGUCCAGGCAGUUGACACAACUGGUGCAGGGGAUGCUUUUGUUGGCGGAUUGUUGAACAGUUUGGCUACAGACCCUGAUUUGUACAAGGAUGAGAAGAAAUUACAAGAGGCCCUUUUGUUUGCCAACGGCUGUGGUGCAAUUACUGUGACUGAGAAAGGAGCAAUCCCAGCGCUCCCAACUAAAGAAGCAGUCUUCAAGAUUUUGGAUGCUGCUACUGCCUGA